AGAGUUGCUUCAGUUGUCGCCUGUAUUUCAUAUAUAUUGCAAGCCACGAGGAGCAAACUCCGGAAAGUUGUUGCGUCGUUGCUUUUCCUCUUUCAUCGCGUCUUGCACAACAAGCAGAAUUUAAGGGCGCCCGCGAUUUCUUCACCCUCCACGAGUUUCUGCAGUGAUCGCCAAAGGCUGAGAGCGCUGAUUUUUUUUUUUUUAAGUUUUCUCUUGCUUUCCACCUUAAGGGCGUCCCGGGACUCGACCCAAAGUUGUGCGCGUGGGAGGGGGGGCGGUGGUUGUCAGAACGAAAAACAGCGGCCGCCAGGAAAUGAGUAAGUUAGAAAGUGAUCGUCGUAGUAACGCCAGCUUCGUAGCCGAAGAGGAGCGAGCGUGGAGGAUGCCGAGAGAAACGGGAAGGAGCUCCGACUGAGCCCUUUGUCCGCCUAAACUUAUCCAGCAUGAAAGCCGCGUGAAAAAGUCCGGCGUAGGAAAGGACGCGGGCAAAGAGAUCCGUGUUAACCGUUUAGGGUCAUACAAGAAGUUUGCAGGACGCUUUGCAGGAUUUGUGCUGAUAUCUCUGUGCUCUGCUAUCAUUGAAAGUAGAGAAACAACAAGAUAGAUGGUUCGCUAUCCUUACCUACACAGCAAGACUGGAGCAACCCUAAAAUGUUUGCUAAGGAAAGUUUUUGCCAUGCCAGCAGGAAUCUUCCGGGUGUGCCUGGUGGUUAUCACGGCUAUCGUCAACCAUCCGCUCCUCUUUCCAAAGGAAAAUGUCACUGUUCUGGAAAACACACAGGAAGUCAUCCAGAAGAUGAAAGAGCGGGAGGAGAACCUGAGGCUGGAGCAGCUUAAACUGGAGCAGGAGAUUGCCAUGCAGGAGACCUUAACAGAGCCUUCAGUGAAGGCUGCGGAGACAGAGGAGCAAAACAAUCACAAUCCCCUCUCUUGGAAUUUCUGGACUGCUUUGUCCAUGGUGGUUUUCCUUCUGAUUGAGUUCUGGAGGCAGGACUACAAGGAAGGGACUUGGCAGAAUUAUGCCAAUGAGGAGGAUGAAAUUAGUGUCCUUGGGAAAGCGCUCAAGGGAGUCGUCCUGCCAGACAAUGCCACAUUGGCCAACUUCUAUGAAAAAUGCCUCCAGAUUGUGACCAGUGAUAUUGCCAGAAACCGAGAGCUUGUGGAAGGCUUUGCAGAUGACUUGCUGGAAGCCCUGAGAAGUGUGUGUAACCGAGAUGCAGACAUGGAAGUGGAAGAAUCCAUAGGAGUCGGGAGCAUGUAUGAGAACUGGAGAGCUCACAAGCCCUUAGCUUGUGACUUCAUUGUCCCUUUUACCCCUCCGGAGCCAUAUUGUUUCCAGUUAGAAAGCUGGUGUUCGGAAGAAACCGUCUCCCCAAACAAACAGGGUUAUGGGAUGAUAAAGAUCUUGCAGGCGGAUGAGAACUCAACAGGAUGUAUCUGUGACAAGACUAAGCUCGGGGAAGACCUGCUGUGUCUUCUUCACAGCAAAAUGAACCAAGCUAGGCAGAACCAACAUAUGGAGGACCUCCUUUGUUACAAGGACACUCGAUACCUUGAUUCUGACCAGGUUAUGACGUGGUUCCAGCUUGCGCUUACUAAGGCAUGGAACAAAAUUUCACACAAGUACGAGUUCAACCUCACUUUCAAUCUCCUGGAUGCGCCUGGGGCUCUAAAAAUCAAGUUUCGAUCUGGAAAGACCAUUACUUUCAACCUCACCCCGGUGGUACAAUAUGCUGAUUCUGAUGUAUAUUUCAUCUCCCAUUUCCCAUGCAAUAGCCUGGCAGAGGGCUCCUCUUCCAGCAUUCACUGGCUUCUCACGUUUGCAGUAUAUGAGAAGAGAUACAUCCAGUUUAUUUGCAAAACUCUGCCUGCCAACUCCUGCCACCUCAGCUGCCUCCAGAUUCUGUCCUUCCUUCACGGAAAGCAGUGCAGUCUAACAGGAGCAAGCAGCCUUACAAACUACCACUUGAAAACAGUGAUGCUACAUUUACUACAGACACUUCCUUGUGCAGACUGGGCUUCUACACAGCUGCAAGCCAGGCUGCAAGACAUGCUCAGAUUUUUAGAGAAAAGCUUGCAGGAAAAGAGGCUUUACCACUUUUUUGUUGGGAACAGACACCUUCCAGAGGAACUGGGUAUCCCCAUAGAGUUCCAAAAGGCAGAACCUCUAAACCUUUUCCGCCGCUUUGUAUUGCAACGAGACACUUACAGAAAGACUAUGGACACGUUUCAUGAGAUGCUAAAGAACACAGCAGCUUUAAUAAAUGAAUAUGCCAUGCAUGUUCCCAAUGGACGAGUGACCUCACUACAUAAAGAACCCCUGUAGCCAAAUCUCUGAGAAUUACAAUAUGAACAGAUCUCCCCCAUUGGGAGCAAACUGCUUUAUAUGCUCACAUAACUCCAAAGAUUGGUAGAAUGGAGAUACUUCUCUCAUUUUCUUCCCAAUGUUGUUGGCUGAUAUUUAUGCAGCUUCUAACGUUUAAACUGUAGUGUAUAAAGUUUGUUGUAAAUAGUUUAAGCAAAGGAGGUAUCUAAUUUAUUCCUAUAUCGACAUUACAGACCUUGGGAUUUGGUA
Molecule: messenger RNA, 2575 nt
Organism: Podarcis muralis (Common wall lizard)
Lineage: Eukaryota; Metazoa; Chordata; Lepidosauria; Squamata; Lacertidae
Source: RefSeq, a predicted model, not a curated record